Molecule: messenger RNA, 1211 nt
Organism: [Torrubiella] hemipterigena
Lineage: Eukaryota; Fungi; Ascomycota; Sordariomycetes; Hypocreales; Clavicipitaceae
Source: the annotation of a GenBank genome assembly
CCCCGCUGUAGCUCCUUCGCAUAGCGCCGCCACCGGUCCUUGUUUAGCCCGCCCCCGGUAGUAUCUACAGCCAAAUGCGGACUUUACGCCUGCCGAGGCGGCGUUUACAAUUGGCGCCCUAAACAUUGCAUCCUCCUCUUUUCUUCCUUCGUCAUCAUCUUUUUCCUGUACAAGUAACUUGUAUCUUUUGUUUUAUAUUCCUCACAAAGACAAAAACCAAGUUAAUUUUUCACAAUGGCUGCUGUUGCUACUUCUGAAGACCAAGGCAAGGUCACCCUCUACUGGCUUUCCCAGUCGCGCUCUCAGCGCAUUGUCUGGCUCCUUGAGGAGCUCGGCGUCCCCUACGACCUCGAAAUCUUCCACCGCACCAAGGCCCGCCUUGCUCCCCCCGAGCUCGAAAAGAUUCACCCCCUCGGCAAGUCGCCCGUCAUCAGCGUGCUGCCUCCCGGCCCUGAUGCUAAGCCUAUUGUCAUUGCCGAGUCUGGCGCCAUGACCGAGUACCUCGUUGACCACUACGGCAAGGGCAAGAACCUCGAGCCCAAGCGCUGGAGAGACGGCAUGGAGGGCAAGGUUGGCGGCGAGACCGAGGCCUGGAUGCGCUACCGCUACUACAUGCACUACGCCGAGGGCAGCUUGAUGCCCAACUUGGUCAUGGGCCUCGUCAUUGGCACCCUCAAGUCUACCACGGUCCCCUUCUUCAUCCGCCCCAUCACUACAGUCGUCGCCAACAAGAUCAUUGCCCAGUUCCUGCUGCCCACUGCUAAGAAGCACCUUGCUUUCCUCAACGAGCAGCUCGCAACCUCGGGUGGCCGCUAUUUGUGCUCUGAUGAGCUGACUGCUGCCGAUAUCCUCAUGAGCUUCCCUCUGAUUGCCGCUUCUGGCCGCUGGAACGACAUGGGCGACUUUGAAGGCGGCUCUUGGGACAAGGCCUACCCCAAGGUGAAGGAGUACGUCGACCUUUUGCAGCAGAACGAGGGCUACAAGAGAAGCAUUGCCAAGAUUGAGGAAGUCGAUGGCAAGUUCAGCCCUUCUCUUUAAAUGUGAUACCCGUUACUGUAUGAUUUUGGUUAAUGAAUUCGCCAAGUGCAUCUUCAUCUUGCAAUUUUGCUCAAUAUUCCUAGUAUAUAACCUUACUAAUUUUCAAUUGGUUGAAUUGACUGUAUAUGAAUUCAAAUGAAUUUACCAAGAAAAAUAAAAAUAUUAUUCUCAGU